Molecule: messenger RNA, 3424 nt
Organism: Tinamus guttatus (white-throated tinamou)
Lineage: Eukaryota; Metazoa; Chordata; Aves; Tinamiformes; Tinamidae
Source: RefSeq, a predicted model, not a curated record
AUGGGGUGCCGCUGCUCACGAGUCUCCCUCUGCUUUGUUUCACAGAGUGACUUGUGGUCUUUGGGGAUAACAGCCAUAGAGAUGGCCGAAGGCGCUCCCCCUCUCUGCGACAUGCAUCCCAUGAGAGCCCUGUUCCUGAUCCCCCGCAACCCGGCCCCGAGGUUGAAAUCCAAGAAAUGGUCUAAAAAGUUUCAGUCCUUCAUUGAGAGCUGCCUAGUGAAGAACCACAGCCAGAGACCGACGACCGAGCAGCUGAUGAAGCAUCCCUUCAUCCGGGACCAGCCCAACGAAAGGCAGGUUCGCAUCCAGCUCAAGGACCACAUCGACAGGACGAAGAAGAAGCGAGGAGAGAAAGAUGAGACAGAGUACGAGUACAGUGGAAGUGAAGAGGAGGAGGAGGAAAAUGACUCCGGAGAGCCCAGCUCCAUCCUGAACCUGCCCGGCGAGUCGACGCUGCGGCGGGAUUUCCUGCGGCUGCAGCUGGCCAACAAGGAGCGCUCGGAGGCCCUGCGGCGGCAGCAGCUGGAGCAGCAGCAGCGCGAGAACGAGGAGCACAAGCGGCAGUUGCUGGCCGAGCGGCAGAAGCGCAUCGAGGAGCAGAAGGAGCAGAGGCGGAGGCUGGAGGAGCAACAGAGGCGGGAGAAGGAGCUGCGGAAGCAGCAGGAGCGGGAGCAGCGGCGGCACUACGAGGAGCAGAUGCGCCGGGAGGAGGAGCGGAGACGGGCCGAGCACGAGCAGGAGUACAAGCGCAAGCAGCUGGAGGAGCAGCGGCAGGCGGAGCGGCUGCAGCGGCUGCUCCGGGAGAAGAAGCCUCUCUACCAUUACAAGGAGGGCAUAAAUGCCAGUGAGAAGCCAGCGUGGGCCAAGGAGGUGGAGGAGCGCUCCCGGCUCAACCGUCAGAGCUCGCCGGCCAUGCCGCACAAGGUGGCCAACAGGAUCUCCGACCCCAACCUGCCUCCUCGCUCUGAGUCCUUCAGCAUCAGCGGGGUGCAGCCCGCCCGGACCCCUCCCCUGCUCAGACCCGUGGACCCGCAGAUUCCACAUCUGGUCACUGUGAAAUCCCAAGGAAGCUCCUUGUCUGGCUCUCAGUCCCUGCAUGAACAGCCUGCCAAGGGGAUGGCUGGGUUUCAGGAGGCUCUGACGGUGGCCUCUCACCGCCCCGAGAUGCCAAGGCAGAACUCGGACCCCACCUCAGAAAACCCUCCUCUGCCCCCUCGCAUUGAAAAGUUUGACCGAAGUUCUUGGUUACGGCAGGAGGAAGACAUCCCGCCAAAGGUGCCUCAACGAACCACUUCCAUAUCCCCCGCUCUGGCAAGGAAGAACUCCCCGGGCAACGGCAGCGCACUGGGACCCCGACUGGGAUCCCAGCCGAUCCGUGCGAGCAACCCGGACCUGAGGCGCACGGAGCCCAUCCUGGAGAGCCCGCUGCAGCGCACCAGCAGCGGCAGCUCCUCCAGCUCCAGCACUCCCAGCUCCCAGCCCAGCUCCCAGGGCGGCUCCCAGCCCGGCUCCCAGGCGGGCUCCAGCGAGCGCAACCGAGUCAGAGGAAAUGUCAAGCCAGAGGGGUCACCCGUGCUCCCGCAUGAGCCUGCGAAGAUAAAACAGGAAGACAACCGAGACGUGACGCGACCAAGCCGACCUGCUAGCUAUAAGAAAGCUAUAGAUGAGGGAGAAAUGGAUCUGACGGCCUUGGCCAAAGAGCUGAGGGAGCUGCGCAUCGAGGAGACCAACCGCCCUCUGAAGAAGGUCACUGACUACUCCUCCUCCAGCGAGGAGUCCGAGAGCAGUGAGGAGGAAGAGGAGGAUGGUGAGAACGAGGCGCAGGAUGGCACCGUGCCGGUCAGCGACAUUCCAAGGCUCAUACCCACAGGAAUUCCUGGAAGCAAUGAGCCAUACAACCUGGGCAUGGUGACGACCCACAAUCUGGAGACAUCCCAUGCAGAUACGUUUAGCAAUAUUUCAAGGGAAGGGACUUUAAUGGUGAGGGAGACCUCUGGUGAAAAAAAGCGCUCAGGCCACGCGGCCAGCAAUGGCUUUGCAGGCCACAUCAAUCUGCCUGACCUGGUGCAGCAGAGCCACUCGCCGGCGGGCACGCCGACCGAGGCGCUGGGCCGAGGCUCCACGCAUGCGCAGGACAUGGACUCGGUGCCUGAAUACGGUAUGGGAAGUAGCACCAAAGCCUCUUUCACGCCCUUUGUGGACACCAGAGUGUAUCAGACCUCGCCUACUGAUGAAGAUGAAGACGAAGAUGAAGAAUCAUCUGCUACUGCACUGUUUACCAGUGAACUGCUCAGACAAGAGCAGGCCAAGCUGAACGAAGCGCGGAAGAUCUCCGUGGUGAACGUGAACCCCACCAACAUCCGCCCCCACAGCGAUACCCCCGAGAUCAGGAAGUACAAGAAGCGCUUCAACUCGGAAAUCCUCUGUGCUGCUCUGUGGGGUGUGAAUCUCCUGGUGGGCACGGAAAACGGCCUGAUGCUGCUGGAUCGAAGUGGACAAGGGAAGGUCUACAACCUGAUCAACAGACGGCGAUUUCAACAGAUGGACGUACUAGAGGGCCUUAACGUCCUUGUGACAAUAUCAGGAAAGAAGAACAAGCUGCGCGUGUACUAUCUCUCCUGGUUGAGAAACAGGAUUUUACACAACGACCCCGAAGUAGAGAAGAAGCAGGGCUGGAUCACAGUCGGAGACUUGGAGGGCUGCAUCCACUACAAAGUUGUGAAAUAUGAAAGAAUCAAGUUCUUGGUGAUUGCCUUAAAGAAUGCUGUAGAGAUAUAUGCUUGGGCUCCUAAACCGUAUCACAAGUUUAUGGCAUUUAAGUCUUUUGCAGAUCUCCAGCACAAACCAUUGCUUGUGGAUCUCACUGUAGAAGAGGGACAGAGACUCAAGGUUAUCUUUGGAUCACACACUGGUUUCCAUGUGAUUGAUGUAGAUUCUGGGAACUCCUACGAUAUCUAUAUACCAUCCCAUAUUCAGGGCAAUAUUACUCCUCACGCCAUUGUCAUCCUGCCUAAAACAGACGGGAUGGAGAUGCUUGUAUGCUAUGAGGAUGAAGGGGUAUAUGUGAACACCUACGGACGGAUAACUAAAGAUGUGGUGCUCCAGUGGGGAGAAAUGCCUACUUCUGUGGCCUACAUUCAUUCCAAUCAGAUAAUGGGCUGGGGAGAGAAAGCUAUUGAAAUCCGGUCAGUGGAGACAGGACACUUGGAUGGAGUAUUUAUGCACAAGCGAGCUCAAAGGUUAAAGUUUCUCUGUGAAAGAAAUGAUAAGGUGUUUUUUGCGUCAGUGAGAUCUGGAGGAAGUAGCCAAGUGUUUUUCAUGACCCUCAACAGAAACUCCAUGAUGAACUGGUAACCGAAGAGCAUGGGGCGCUUACCGUCAUGGCAUUAUUUCUAAUUUAAAGGAUAUUGAACACGCGGACUAA